AUGUCAUUAGAAACUAAAUUCAAUCAUCUUAUUAGUAACAGAGCCAAAGAAAGAAAAUUCAAAGCUGGGUUUUUCGAAGGUUCUACUCCUGAUCAUGUUGUUAAACAUCCAAAUCCUUUACCUUUAGGUGGUGGUACACCAGAUGAAGGAUUUUUCCCAAUUGAAUCUAUUCAUUUAAAUUUAAUUAAUGAACCUUUCCAACAUUUAUCUUAUCAAGAGAAAACCAAGAAUUUAAAUAUAAAAGAUAUCAAUGUUAAAGAACAAAUUCAUAAAAUUAAUGAUGACAAUACAAAUCAUACUUAUCGUUAUACUGAUAAUGAAGAUGAAGUUGAUUUAGCCACUGGUUUACAAUAUUCUUGGGGUAAUGGAUUCCCACAAUUAAGAAAAUUUAGUAAAGAUUUAAUCACAAGAACUAAUAAACCUGGUUAUGAUGAUUGGGAUGUUAUAAUUACAAAUGGGUCUGGUGAUUCACUUCACAAGAUUUCAGAUUUAUUUGUUGAAAAAGGUGGUACGAUCCUUGUUGAAGAAUUUACAUUUACUCCAUUCAAUUCCACUGCCCAAAAUUGGGGUGGUACUCCAAUCCCAAUUAAAUUAAACAUUAGACCUAAAAAAGAUGGUGGUGAAGAACCUGGUGUUGAUCCUGAAUAUCUUGAUGAUUUAUUAACCAAUUGGUCCUCGGGUCCUUAUAAACAUCUACCAAAACCUUAUGCAUUAUAUACUAUCCCAACUGGUCAAAAUCCAACUGGUUUAAGUCAAUCCUUAGAAUUAAGAAAAAAAAUUUAUUCAAUUGCUGAAAAACAUGAUUUUAUUAUAGUGGAAGAUGAUCCGUAUGGUUAUAUUUCUUUACCAAAAUAUGGUACACCAAAUGUUUAUGAAAAUGAUGGAUUAGAUAAUGAUACUUAUAUUAAAAGUUAUUUAAAACCUUCAUAUUUAACUUUGGAUACUUCAGGAAGAGUUGUUAGAUUAGAAACUUUUUCAAAAUUAUUUUCACCAGGUUUAAGAUUAGGUUUUAUUGUGGCAAAUAAAUUUUUCAUUGAAAAAUUAAAUUUAUAUACUGGAUUAUCAACAAGAGCUCCUUCAGGUGUUUCACAAUUAGUUUUCAAUAAUAUUGUGGCCAAUUGGGGUGGUGUUGAUGGUUGGUUAACAUGGGCUCAAAAAAUUGCAAAACAUUAUACUAUAAGAAGAGAUUUAUUCCUAAAGACUCUUUAUGAUUCUGAAUCUUUCAAGAAUAAUGAAUUUGAAGUUGUUGAACCAGAUGCAGGAAUGUUUAUUAUUGUUUAUAUUAACUUGGAAUCCAAAUUCCCAGAUCCAAAAAAUUGGGAAAAAGUUUUACAUGAAUUACGUUAUAAAACUAUAACAAAUGGUGUUGAUAUUGUUUUUGGUAAUAAAAUGACUACAGAUUUAAAUUUUAAAUUUACUACACCAAAAUCUAAUUUCUUAAGAUUAACAAUUGCUGCUGUUCAUGAUAAUGAUGAAAUUAUUGAAGCUGGUAAAAGAUUAACAAAAUCUAUUAAAGAAUUUUUCGAGGAUUUAAAUGCUGGUAAAUAUGAUGAUUUGAAAUAA
Molecule: messenger RNA, 1563 nt
Organism: Hansenula ciferrii
Lineage: Eukaryota; Fungi; Ascomycota; Saccharomycetes; Phaffomycetales; Wickerhamomycetaceae
Gene: ARO9
Product: aromatic-amino-acid:2-oxoglutarate transaminase
Exons: 1
Coding region: 1-1563 (520 amino acids)
Biological process (GO): aromatic amino acid catabolic process; L-tyrosine biosynthetic process
Molecular function (GO): aromatic-amino-acid:2-oxoglutarate transaminase activity; L-2-aminoadipate:2-oxoglutarate transaminase activity; pyridoxal phosphate binding
Source: RefSeq, a predicted model, not a curated record